AUGCUUCUGGGACCGGAUAGCACGCGGCCAAAGGAAUCUGUCCUGAUAACCUGCACGACAUCAGAGCAGCAGCCACCGUCGGAUAACCUGGAUGUCAAGCUGGCAAUUGAGCAGAGUCGACGGGAGGAUAGCGGCAUGUGGCAGUCCGACGUUCAGAUGAUGGCGUUCGCACUGAGUUCAUUUAUGUCCUUCAGGGACCUGUGUCAGCCGAACAACGCCUCCCUCUUCCUGUCCCCCACGCUGGACCGGCUGACCGAGGCCUGCGUCCACCUGGAGAACGGAUCCACCUGGAUCAACGACACCGUGCUGAGCGAGACGCGAGAGCUGGCCGCCGCCGAGUACUACUACGACGUGCAGCGGGCGAGCGACGAAAAGCACGUUCACGCACACGGCCGCGGGAUUCUCUCGCUUCUAGGGUGUUGGAUGCUGCUGGCGCUUGCCUGUCAGGGAGGCUGGGACCUUGUCUUUUAUACCCUGCCGUUGCUGUUCGGCCUGCCAGCCUGCAUCGCCCUAGCUAUCAUGAUCAACGAGUUGCUUCUGGUAAAAGACUUCUCCGUGGUUUGGGACCAUCUAGUGCCCAGUGUGAAGCACCUGUCAAACUAUCAGUGCUGGCUUUUUGCAGCGACGUCCUCGUUGCUUUCAUCCAAUAUUGGUGUCGGUUUCAACAGUCUCAUCUUUGCGCGUAACGCACCCAAGCACGACUGCCUACGAUCUGCGUUCAUCUUAGUCUUCGUCAACUUCCUGAUAAACUCCUUCUGGUCGCUGAGCUGCACCAUCCUGCUGGCCCGUAACGCCGCACAGAUGGGCAGGAAUCUGAAGGAUCUGCUGCGAGACUACGGUGGCGAGCCGGACCUCAUCAUGCUGACCAGCUCGCUGGGCCAGCAGGCCGGCACGUCGCAGGUGUGGCUGGCGUUCCUGCUGCUGUUCUCCAUGCUGCUCGGGCUGGGCACCUCCCAGGCCGCCGUGCUGGUCAUUGAGACCAGUCUGCGCGAGCUCUCGGUGCUCGGCUCGACCAGCACACGCGCCGCCGUCUGCCUGAUUGUCAGCGCCGGCUUCAUCCUGGACACGAUGAUCUACCUGUUCCACGACGGCCCCAGCUUGGGCGCCGCCGUGAGCGCCUACGCCAACAGCUACUUCAACAUCGUGCUGGCGCUGAUGCUGGUGUGCGCCGUGAAUGUGACGCUGGACGCGGAGCGGCUGCUGGACGCGCUCUCGCAGCAGCUGACCGUGCCGCUGCGCCAGCUGCGCUGGUUCUGGCUCACCUGCUGGCGGCUGCUGUGUCCGCUGCUGCUGCUCGGUAUGUUCGUCUCCAGCGUAUGGCACCACGCCACACACCCGCUGCAGUUCCGUGGCGUGCAGCUGGACGCGUGGGCGGCCGCGGUGGCCGUGGUGCUGGCCGUGGCGCCGCUGCUGCUCCUCCUGGUGGAGGUGUUCCGGGUGUACGCCGAGUUCGGCAGCGCAGACGCCGAGGAGCUGUACCGGCCCACCGAGCGCUGGCAGCUCGGCCUCCUGCCGCCCAACAAACGCGACAGUCUCAGCGGCGCCGGCGGCGGCAACCGCAGCGGCAGCGUCGGCGCCGCUAAGUCGCUAAUGACGCGCAUGUAUGGCGCCAUCUCGAGCCGGUGGCUGGUGGGCGGCGGCAGCAGCGUACUGCGGAUCGAAUCGAGAGUGGUACCGCUCGAUGCCGGCCCUGGCAGUCCGCAGACCAGGACAGCCACGACCGGUAGUCAACAGGAGUCGAAGCAGAAUAGUGAACAGUCCAGCCGAGUGGCGACCAAAUCGAGCAGCCCCGAUCCAGGGCAGCGGACAUCCAGCACCACCAAGGCCGAUGGAAGUUAUGAGGUGAUUGCAUCACAAUACGGCACAUAG
Messenger RNA from Amphibalanus amphitrite, 1869 nucleotides. RefSeq lists its product as uncharacterized. Gene Ontology annotation, molecular function: L-amino acid transmembrane transporter activity. Gene Ontology annotation, cellular component: membrane. The record is from RefSeq and is a predicted model, not a curated record. The transcript is spliced from 2 exons. Lineage: Eukaryota; Metazoa; Arthropoda; Thecostraca; Balanomorpha; Balanidae. Bases 1 to 1869 code for a protein of 622 amino acids. Gene Ontology annotation, biological process: sodium ion transmembrane transport.